Molecule: messenger RNA, 3008 nt
Organism: Aphidius gifuensis
Lineage: Eukaryota; Metazoa; Arthropoda; Insecta; Hymenoptera; Braconidae
Product: pro-resilin-like
Exons: 7
Coding region: 108-2750 (880 amino acids)
Cellular component (GO): extracellular region
Molecular function (GO): chitin binding
Source: RefSeq, a predicted model, not a curated record
CACCUUCAACAUCAGUCAACAACUGACUUGCCAACAAUCAAGUUGUGUAUUUGGUUGAGAAAAGUUUUGAAUUUUUAUUAACCUCGAGAAAAGUGCCAACAAUCAAGAUGACAAGGUGGCUGUUGUUGAUGGCCUUGCUGGCCAUCACUCGUGGAUCAUUGGCACAAGAUGGAUACCAGUAUCCAGUUCCAAAUCCCUCAUUUCCUACUGGAACAUCAACAUCACCAAAACCUGGAACAGACAAUUUCCCUGGACAAAAUGAAGAGCCUUCAGAAGGCUAUCCUCCUGCAACUGGACCACAAGGACCAGCUCAACGACCAAAUGAUUAUCCUGGUUCAAAUCAACAACCAGGAGGCUAUCCAACUGGUAAUCAAGGACCAGCUCAACGACCAGGCAGUCUGCCAAGACCAAACAAUCGACCAUCUGGUGGUACAAAACGACCAACUCAACAACCUGGUAGUUAUCCUGGAUCAAAUCAACCAACAACUCAACAAUCUCUGGGAGAAGAUGGUUAUAAUUAUCCAGUUCCAGAUAAAAAUUUAAUCCCAGGUGGGCCAGCCACUUCCCCAAAACCCAAUAAUGGAUAUCCUGUAAGCACGACUGAUGAUUAUCCAGCUGGGGGAUUACCAGCAGCAACACCCACAGGUCCAAGAGGACGACCGGGUGGUUUUCCAACGGGUGGACAAAAUGGUUAUCCCAGUGGACGUCCCGGAGGUCAAAGACCUAAUGGCAAUGCACGUCCAACAACCCAAGGUGGAUACCCAGGUGGACAAUCAGAAAAUGAUCAAACUCCAUCCAGUGGUUAUCCAAGUGGACGACCAGGAAAUAACCAAGGCCCAUCAACCGGUGGAUAUCCAAGCAAUCAGCCAGGAAAUAAUCAAGGACCUUCAGAGGGAUAUCCAAGUGGACGGCCAGGCUCUAACCAAGGCCCAUCAAAUGGAUAUCCAAGCGGACGUCCAGGAAAUAAUCAAGGCCCAUCAACUGGUUAUCCUGGUAGACAACCAGGCUCUGAUCAAGGUACAUCAAGUGGAUAUCCAAGUGGACGUCCAGGAAAUAAUCAAAGACCAUCAUCCGGUGGAUAUCCAAGUGGACAACCAGGAAAUAAUCAAGGACCAUCAACCGGUGGAUAUCCAAGUGGACAACCAGGAAAUAAUCAAGGACCUUCAGAGGGAUACCCAAGUGGACGGCCAGGCUCUAACCAAGGCCCAUCAAAUGGAUAUCCAAGUGGACGCCCAGGAAAUAAUCAAGGACCUUCAGAGGGAUAUCCAAGUGGGCAACCAGAUGGAAUUCCAACUGGCGGACAAGGGCCAACAAGUGGAUUUCCAAAUGGAGGACAAAAGCCAUCAGGUGGAUUUCCAAACGGCGGACAAGGACCAUCCGGUGGUUUUCCAACUGGCGGACAAGGGCCAUCCGGUGGUUUUCCAACUGGUGGACAAGGGCCAUCCGGUGGUUUUCCAACUGGUGGACAAGGGCCAUCUGGUGGUUUUCCAACUGGCGGACAAGGGCCAUCCGGUGGUUUUCCAAAUGGUGGACAAGGGCCAUCAGAUGGAUUUCCAACUGGAGGACAAGGGCCAUCAGGUGGAUUUCCAAGUGGAGGACAAGGACCAUCAGGUGGUUUUCCAAGUGGAGGAAAAGGCCCAUCUGGUGGUUUUCCAGGAGAACAAGAUAAUGAUGAUGGCUCUUAUGAUGAUGGUGAUUAUUCAGCAAUUCCCGGUGAACCUGGUCGUGACUAUCCAAUAUUAUCUGAAGUACCCGAAACUAGUUUCCGAUGUGAUGCUCAACAAUUCCCCGGAUACUAUGCUGAUAUUGAAACUCAAUGUCAAGUAUUUCACAUAUGUGCCAACAAUAAAACUUACGAUUUUCUCUGUCCCAAUGGUACAAUCUUUCAUCAACAAUACUUUGUUUGUGUAUGGUGGAAUCAGUUUGAUUGUAAUUCAGCAGCAAGUCUUUUUUAUUUAAAUGAAAAUUUAUAUGACUAUUCAAUCAUGGGAUCUGGACAACAGGGACCAUCAGGUCCAACCUUCAAUGGACAAGGACCACAAGGACCAUCAGGUCCAACCUUUAAUGGACAAGGACCACAAGGACCAUCAGGUCCAACCUUUAAUGGACAAGGACCACAAGGACCAUCAGGUCCAACUUUUAAUGGACAAGGACCACAAGGACCAUCAGGACCAACCUUCAAUGGGCAAGGACCACAGGGUCCUUCAGGACCAACCUUCAAUGGACAAGGACCACAAGGUCCUUCAGGACCAACCUUUAAUGGAAAAGGACCACAAGGUCCUUCGGGACCAAGUUAUGAUGGACAAGGACCACAAGGUCCUUCAGGACCAAGUUAUGAUGGACAAGGACCACAAGGACCAUCAGGACCAAAUUAUAAUGGACAAAGUCCUUUAAGACCUAACGGAGGUAAACGACCUGGUGGACCAGAAUAUUUAGCUCCAUCACCAGCACCUGGUUAUCCUCAAGGUCCUGAAAAUUCACCAAAUUUCCCAACAGCUCAAGGACCUCAAUCACCAACUCGUGGACCAGGAAGAAGACCAAGUACACCCCAACAAAAUCCUAAUAAUUAUCCAGGUUCAGGAGAUCAAGGUUAUCCAAAUAGACGACCAUCAACUCCAACAUUUUCACCUGGAACAACGCCAUCCGCUCCAGGUUAUCCAGAUGAAACACCAUCAUCAACAGAUAUUCCAUUCCCACCACUUGGUCCAUCAAAACCAAACCGUGGAUAUUUGCCUCCACGUGCAGGCUAAAUAAAUAAGCCAUCAUUGAAUUUAUUGCUGACGAAAACCUGCCACAAAUACUUAAACAACAAAACGUUGUUGGUAUUUAAUCUUUGAGUGUAAAUAAAAAUUUUUUUUACUUGAUUUAAAAUUAUAUAUAUAUAUAAGCCAAGUGAUACAGCCUAACUGUAUUAAAUUUUAAUAAUCACAAUCUAGAGAAUUACAGAAUUAAUUUUUUAUUUUUAUAAACAUUUUUUCAUAUGAAAAAUGAUAAUAACAAUCGACAAA